Messenger RNA from Yamadazyma tenuis ATCC 10573, 1531 nucleotides. The record is from RefSeq and is a predicted model, not a curated record. NCBI's taxonomy places the organism in Eukaryota, Fungi, Ascomycota, Pichiomycetes, Serinales, Debaryomycetaceae.
ACGGGAGCCACAUGGGAGUGAUCAUGGCCGUGAUCGCCAUGGUGGCCAUCGUCGUCGCCGUGGUGGUGGGAGUUGAGGUGUUGGUCUUCACAGCUCAUGGUGCGUGAUAGAUUUUGCGAUGCGACAAACAUGUGGAGUGAGAAAGGGAGGAAUGCGGGAUUUGGCGGCAUGAUCGGAGUCUGGGCGUGUUUUCAGUCAGAAACCGACAGUCAUCUGGGGUCGAGAUGUACAAAUCAGAGCCAAGAUUGCUGGCUUGUAUAUUUUACUAUGUAUCACUUAUCUCUUGUAUCACCAGCAGUCUUCUGCAUCCAGUCGCGUUUUGUUUCUUCUCCAUGUCUCACUAUUCUCAGGUCAAACACAAACUAAUUGACACAUAUUCCCAGAGGUGCCUUCAAAAGCUUUCGGACACCACCAGGACUAAAGGACCUAUUGUACAGGCCCGCUUGUCGCCCAAAGACAGACGGUUUGUAUCGCAAUUGAUAGGUCUAGUAUCGCAGGUGGAACACUACAGGAACCCAGUCCAUUUGGAUAAAGCCCUAGAUGCGGUUGAUCUCGCCAAAAUCUACGAGGGAGUCGACAAGCGAGAGCAGCAGAAGCCACAGGCGCCGGAUUCCCUGCUCCAAUAUGAGGAUUUGGUGGUGUUGGAGCUUCUUCACUACUUCAAAAAUCACUUUUUCAAAUGGAUCACCAAACCCGAAUGCCCCAGGUGCACAAAAGACGGGGACAACAUCGUGCCACAGGGCGUCACUGGACCGCCACUGCAAAACCCCGAUGGUAUCAGCCGGGUAGAAAAAUACCGGUGUAGGACCUGUUCUGUCGCAAUUGAGUUCCCCCGGUACAACAGCGCCGUCAAAUUGUUGGAAACUCGACAGGGCCGCUGUGGCGAGUGGGUCAACUGCUUUAUGCUCAUUCUGCAAGCAGUUCUCGGCCCCGAGGCACAAAUGCGGUACGUGUGGAAUAAUGAAGACCAUGUGUGGUGUGAAUACUAUAGUAGUGGCCUCAAGCGGUGGGUACAUUUGGAUCCAUGCGAAGCUGCGUUUGACGAGCCCAGCUUGUACACCGAUAACUGGGGCAAGGCCAUGAGCUGGGUGGUGGGCGUAAACCAUAGCUAUAUGGUGGAUUUGAGCCACAAGUAUAUCACCAAUAGCAAUAAGACCAUCGACAAGAGCAGGGUGGUGGACAAUGUGUGGGCAGUGGAAUCGACCAUCAGGCUCAUGGCGUUUCAAAUGCUUCUCAAGUACUACCAGCUUAAUAUAGAGCCUUUGUCGGUGCUGAAGGCCGAGAAGUUGAGUUUGUUCUACUACAAGUGUCUAGUGGUGUACGGGUCGGAGCUUAAUAAAAGUCCUACCAGCACCAAGUCGGCAGUCACAAGGACGGCCACAACAGGAAGGCAGACCGGUGGACCAGAGUGGACCACGGCCCGUGGCGAGAGUGGUUGAUAUCUAUAUCUGUUGAUAGUCAAUAUGUAUAUAUCUUGAUAGCCCACCAGUUUUUAUUCGUACCAUUCAUUAAAUGCUAUACACUACUCACG